CAUACCAUCCAUAGGUGGAGGGCUGUUAUUCUGUUUCCCGCCUAAGAGAGGAUACCCCUAUUGUUCCUGAAAACACCAACCAGGACCCAGACUCCCAACAAAAAUUCCUCUAUCCCUACAACAGCAUCAAAAGCAGCAGCAGAAGCAAGAGCAAUAGAGAAGUGUUUUGAUGAAUAGCAAGAUGGAUAGGGCUUGCAGUGCCCCCAGCCCUGCUGAUACUAAAUGCCUUUAAGAUACAGCCUUUCCCAUCCUAAUCUACAAAGGAAACAGGAAAAAGGAACUUAAAACUCCCUGUGCUCAGACAGAAAUGAGACUGUUACAGCCCGCUUCUGUGCUGUUCCUUCUUGCCUCUGACUUGUAAACAAGACCUAGUAGAACAUACGAAUGGAAAGUCACAAACCUCUGUGUGUUUGAAAGGAUCCUUGGGACCUCAUGCACAUCUGUGGAAACUGGAUGGAGAGAUUUGGGGAAGCAUGGACUCUUUAGCCGGCUUAGUUCUCUAUGGAGUCAGCCUGCUCCUUUCUGGAAUGGUGGACAGUGCCAUGGACCUGAUCUUGAUCAAUUCCCUACCUCUGGUGUCUGAUGCGGAAACAUCCCUCACCUGCAUCGCCUCUGGGUGGCGUCCACACGAGCCCAUCACUAUAGGAAGGGACUUUGAAGCCUUAAUGAACCAGCACCAGGAUCCCCUGGAGGUUACUCAAGAUGUGACCAGAGAAUGGGCUAAAAAAGUCGUUUGGAAGAGAGAAAAGGCUAGUAAAAUCAACGGUGCCUAUUUCUGUGAAGGACGAGUUCGAGGAGAAGCAAUAAGGAUCCGGACCAUGAAGAUGCGCCAGCAAGCUUCCUUUCUACCAGCUACUUUAACCAUGACUGUGGACAGGGGAGAUAAUGUGAACAUAUCUUUCAAAAAGGUGUUGAUGAAAGAAGAAGAUGCAGUGAUUUACAAAAAUGGUUCCUUCAUCCACUCAGUGCCCCGGCACGAGGUACCUGAUAUUUUAGAAGUGCAUCUGCCUCAUGCUCAGCCCCAGGAUGCUGGAGUGUACUCAGCCAGGUACAUAGGAGGAAACCUCUUCACCUCGGCCUUCACCAGGCUGAUCGUCCGGAGAUGUGAAGCUCAGAAGUGGGGACCUGAAUGUAACCGUGUCUGCACUGUGUGUAUGAACAAUGGUGUCUGCCAUGAAGAUACAGGAGAAUGCAUUUGCCCACCGGGAUUUAUGGGGAGAACCUGUGAGAAGGCUUGUGAACUGCACACAUUUGGCAGAACUUGUAAAGAAAGGUGUAGUGGACCAGAGGGAUGUAAGUCCUACGUGUUCUGUCUCCCAGACCCCUAUGGGUGUUCCUGCGCCACAGGUUGGCAGGGUCUGCAGUGCAACGAAGCGUGCCAGCCUGGUUAUUACGGGCCAGACUGUAAGCUCAGUUGCAGGUGCAGCCACGGGGAGAUGUGUGAUCGGUUCCAAGGAUGUCUCUGCUCUCCAGAACGCCAAGGGCUCCAGUGUGAGAAAGAAGGCAUGCCAAGGAUGAUCCCAAAGAUAGAGGAUUUGCCGGAUCACAUAGAAGUAAACAGUGGUAAAUUUAACCCCAUCUGCAAAGCUUCUGGCUGGCCACUACCUGCCAAUGAAGAAAUGACUCUCGUAAAGCCAGAUGGGACAGUGCUCCAUCCAAAAGACUUCAAUCUUACGAGUCAUCUGUCAGUGGCCACAUUCACCAUCCACCGGAUCCUCCCCCCUGACUCAGGAGUCUGGGUCUGCAGUGUGAACACAGUAGCUGGGAUGGUGGAAAAACCUUUCAACAUUUCUGUUAAAGUUCUUCCAAAACCCCUGAAUGCCCCAAACGUGAUUGACACUGGACAUAAUUUUGCUGUCAUCAACAUCAGCUCUGAGCCUUACUUUGGGGAUGGACCAAUCAAAUCCAAGAAGCUUCUAUACAAACCUGUUAAUCAUUAUGAGGCUUGGCGGCAUAUUCAAGUGACAAACGAGAUUGUUACACUCAACUACUUGGAACCUCGCACAGAAUACGAGCUCUGCGUGCAGCUGGUCCGGCGUGGAGAGGGCGGGGAAGGGCAUCCGGGACCAGUGAGACGGUUCACAACUGCUUCUAUCGGUCUUCCUCCUCCAAGAGGUCUCAUCCUCCUACCAAAAAGUCAGACCACUCUAAAUUUGACCUGGCAGCCAAUAUUUCCAAGCUCAGAAGAUGACUUUUAUGUUGAAGUGGAGAGAAGGUCUGUGCAAAUGAAUAGUGACCAGCAGAAUAUCAAAGUGCCAGGCAACUUGACUUCAGUACUACUUAACAAUUUACACCCCAGGGAACAGUACAUAGUCCGAGCCAGAGUCAACACCAAGGCCCAGGGGGAAUGGAGUGAAGAUCUCAUUGCUUGGACCCUUAGUGACAUUCUCCCUCCUCAACCAGAAAACAUCAAGAUUUCUAACAUCACAGACUCCUCAGCCAUGAUCUCUUGGACAAUCUUGGAUGGCUAUUCUAUUUCAUCUAUUAUCAUCCGUUACAAGGUUCAGGGAAAGAAUGAAGACCAGCACAUUGAUGUGAAGAUCAAGAAUGCCACCAUUACCCAGUAUCAGCUAAAGGGCCUAGAGCCUGAAACAGCUUACCAGGUGGACAUUUUUGCAGAGAACAACAUAGGGUCAAGCAACCCAACCUUUUCUCAUGAACUGAUGACCCUUUCUAAAUCUCAAGCACCAGCGGACCUUGGAGGUGGGAAGAUGCUGCUCAUAGCCAUCCUUGGCUCAGCGGGAAUGACCUGCCUGACAGUGCUGUUGGCCUUCCUGAUCAUGUUGCAGUUAAAGAGGGCAAAUGUCCAAAGGAGAAUGGCCCAAGCCUUCCAAAAUGUGAGGGAAGAACCAGCUGUGCAGUUCAACUCAGGAACUCUGGCCCUGAACAGGAAGGCCAAAAACAACCCAGAUCCUACAAUUUAUCCAGUGCUUGACUGGAAUGACAUCAAAUUUCAAGAUGUGAUCGGGGAGGGUAAUUUUGGCCAGGUUCUUAAGGCGCGCAUCAAGAAGGAUGGGUUACGGAUGGACGCUGCCAUCAAAAGGAUGAAAGAAUAUGCCUCCAAAGAUGACCACAGGGACUUCGCUGGGGAACUGGAGGUUCUCUGUAAACUUGGCCACCACCCAAACAUCAUCAAUCUCUUGGGAGCGUGUGAACAUCGUGGCUACCUGUACCUGGCCAUCGAAUACGCCCCCCACGGAAACCUCCUGGACUUCCUGCGCAAGAGCCGAGUGCUGGAGACGGAUCCAGCCUUUGCCAUUGCCAACAGCACCGCCUCCACGCUGUCCUCCCAGCAGCUUCUCCAUUUCGCAGCGGAUGUGGCCCGGGGUAUGGACUACUUGAGCCAAAAACAGUUUAUCCACAGGGAUCUGGCUGCCAGGAAUAUUUUAGUUGGUGAAAACUAUGUAGCCAAAAUAGCAGAUUUUGGAUUAUCCCGAGGUCAAGAAGUAUAUGUGAAAAAGACGAUGGGAAGGCUCCCAGUGCGCUGGAUGGCAAUCGAGUCACUGAACUACAGUGUGUACACAACCAACAGUGACGUAUGGUCCUAUGGAGUGUUACUGUGGGAGAUUGUUAGCUUAGGUGGCACCCCCUACUGCGGGAUGACAUGCGCAGAACUGUACGAGAAAUUGCCCCAGGGCUACAGACUGGAGAAGCCCCUAAACUGUGAUGACGAGGUAUAUGACCUCAUGAGACAAUGCUGGCGGGAGAAGCCUUACGAGAGGCCCUCAUUUGCCCAGAUCCUGGUGUCCUUAAACAGGAUGUUAGAGGAACGCAAGACCUAUGUGAAUACCACGCUCUAUGAGAAGUUUGCCUACGCUGGGAUCGACUGCUCUGCCGAAGAAGCAGCCUAGAACAAACCACAUCCAUUUGUAUGUAAUGUUGCCCCUUCCCUGGCAUGUCAGACCCCUGAUGCCAAGCAAGCAAGCAAGACUCUGCCAACAGAGGUGACGUGGAAUAUAAAAAUGUGUAUAUAUAUAUAUAUUGUUAUGUCUGGGACAUGACCACAAAAACUCCUGUGUGUGAAUCUAUAGUACACUUUGACUCCAGUAGGACUGUAUAUACUGUUUUGAGUAAGAAUGUGCUGAAAUCAGAAUGCCUGUUUGUGGUUUCAUAUGCAAUAAUAUAUUUUUCUAAAAAUAUGGACCUUACAGGAAGGUGUGCGAGUACAAUUACUAUGAUGCAUGACUCAUUAUCAUCUUAGGUAUUUCUGAUAUUUACCUUCAUAGUGAAUAUUAUAAAAUGUUUCGCUGUAUAGAAGAAAUUUGUUAAUAAACCUCACACCGACCCUUGACAGCACCGGUGAGAAAAGUGGGGGCAAAUACGUUAGUUCUAUCAGGCCAUAGAUUAAAAUUUAAAACAGAUUCUUCUAUCCAUCUCUAAACUUUCUCCCUCACCUGUAGCAGUCAUUUCAAUUUCAUCUGGUCCUUUGAUACCCCUGUCAUAUGUUUUCAGAGCCCAUGAGUCAAUUCAGAGCACUAACAUCACAAAGUAGACUUAAAUCUCAUUCCGUAGAAGUCUAAGAAUCACUAGAGAAGUUGGCUAAAUUAAUGGGAUUUAGUUUCAGUUUCUCUGGUGACAUUGUUAAGAAAUUAAGUAGGAAGCCUGGGUUCUAUCAACAGAACAUCCCUACUGCACACUGUCAAGUUUCAGUGUUGAUCCGUUGUGAGUUUACAGUUUAUACCAUAGGCAAACGUUGCACUGAGAUCAUACAGUAAGUGAAUAAAUGUCUUGCCGACCUA
Molecule: messenger RNA, 4739 nt
Organism: Nyctereutes procyonoides (raccoon dog)
Lineage: Eukaryota; Metazoa; Chordata; Mammalia; Carnivora; Canidae
Gene: TEK
Product: TEK receptor tyrosine kinase
Exons: 23
Coding region: 474-3851 (1125 amino acids)
Biological process (GO): protein phosphorylation; positive regulation of MAPK cascade; multicellular organism development
Cellular component (GO): plasma membrane; signaling receptor complex
Molecular function (GO): protein binding; ATP binding; transmembrane receptor protein tyrosine kinase activity
Source: RefSeq, a predicted model, not a curated record